Molecule: messenger RNA, 3374 nt
Organism: Gadus morhua (Atlantic cod)
Lineage: Eukaryota; Metazoa; Chordata; Actinopteri; Gadiformes; Gadidae
Gene: smpd4
Product: sphingomyelin phosphodiesterase 4
Exons: 21
Coding region: 332-2917 (861 amino acids)
Biological process (GO): ceramide biosynthetic process; glycerophospholipid catabolic process; sphingomyelin catabolic process
Molecular function (GO): sphingomyelin phosphodiesterase D activity
Source: RefSeq, a predicted model, not a curated record
GAAGUGACGUCCUCGCUUGCUCUCUGAGCUCGAGAGGAGUCGGAUGGAAGCCCGCGCUUGAUCGGAACUGAAAGCUGAAGAUACCUGAGGUCUGCGCGCCACGCCAGGCACCCACACCUUACACCUGAGCCACGAAAGACAGCGUUGGACUGGAAACAAGAUCCCUUACCAGCUCACCCUCGCAGAGUCCAUAGCCAAAGGCGUGCCGGCUGCGUCACACGACCUACUUAGUGUCUGGUGGGUGGCGGUGUGUGGGUAAGCAGUGAGUGCUUCUGUAGCAGGCGGUGUCCCAGCGGAUCGUGUGUCCCACGGGUCGAGUCCCGGCUCCGCCAUGGCUGCUCCCAACCUGCAGCAACCCAGCUUCCUCCUGGCCAACCUGAAAUCAGACUCCACCACCAAGCCCCUACUACAGCGAUGCCAGGACUUGGUGAAAGUCAUCAAUGACUACCCCGCCAAGGAGCUGCAUGCUGUCUUCCCCUGGCUGGUGGAGAGCGUGUUUGGCAGCCUGGACGGGAUCCUCGCCGGGUGGAACCUGCGUUCCAUUCCCUCCCGGGGCAACGGAUACAACCUAGUGCUGGACUUCCUGGACCCCAGUGGUCCGAUGAUGAAGCUUGUGUACAAACUUCAGGCGGAAGAGUACAAGUAUGAAGUCUCUGUCAGUCAUCUGCCUGGCCCGGUGAAGGUGUCCAUCCAGGAAGGCGUCCUCCCAGACUGCCCUCUGUUCCAUAACAAGCUGCAGUUUGCCAGGUCCGGUCUGCUUCCACUAAAUCCGUUUGAAUACUACAUGUUCAACUUCGCCCACAGUCUCCUCACAGUAAAGUGCAUUCCUCCAGGCCAGCAGGGGAGCUGUACGGACUCUGCCUACUUCAUGCUGGUGGACACCUACCUGAAGUACUUCCUGCCUACAGUGGGGGUAGUCCCGCCCUCUCCCUUCUCCGACGCCAGGGGAUCUGUAACCACUCCGUCUCCAAGGCCCCAGAGCGUGGCGUUUGCGGGCUACGGCGUGCACAGCCCCAGCCUCCUGAAGCACCACAUCUUCCACCAGCCCUCGGCCACGGCGGACCCGGCGGCCCAGGAGAUCUGGAGAUCAGAGACGCUGCUGCAGAUGUUUGUGGAGGUGUGGCUCCACCAAUACUCUCUGGAGAUGUACCAGAAGCUGCAGUCCCCCCAGGUGAAGCUGGCGCUGCUGCAGUAUCGGCUCUGUAUGUCCAGCAUGCCGUGUCAACCUCCCCCCCCGUCAGGCUCUGGGACCCUGCACACCUACCAAGAGCCCUUCAGCCCCACGGAGGAGCACGUGAUGGUGGUGCGGCUGCUGGUGAAGCACCUCCACGCCUUCUCCUGCAGCCUGCGGCCGGAGCAGCUGGCGGCCGCCCCCUCGGCGCCCUCGGCGCCCGCCCACACCAGCCCUCUGGAGGAGUUCAAGAGGGUGGUGGUGCAGCGGUUCGUCCAGCAGAAGCUCUACCUCUUCCUGCAGCACUGCUUCGGACACUGGCCUCUGGACGCGUCCUUCAGAGCCGUGCUGGAGACCUGGCUGAGCUACAUCCAGCCCUGGAGGUACACGGGAGAGAAGGGCCCCCCCCAGCCCGACCUGAGCCGUACCGUACCCGACCGCUGGGGUUCCUUCGUGGAGGAGAACCUGCUCAUGUACACCAAGCUGUUCCAGGGGUUCCUGAACCGGGCCAUCCGUACCGACCUGGUCAACGCCAAGAACGCCCUCAUGGUGUUCAGGGUGGCCAAGGUCUUUUCCCAGAUGAACCUCCCUGACAUGAUCCAGAAGGGGGAGCAGCUGUUCCUGGAGCCGGAGCACGUCCUCCACCACCGCCAGCCCCGCGGGGUCACCACCCCCACCCAGGGGGGCAGCUUCCUGUCGUCGCGGCAGCGGGCGGUGCCAGACUGCGUGUUCCGGGUGAAGAGCCACGUGUACGCGCUGGAGGGCCAGGACUGCCAGUACAAGCAGAUGUUCGGCCCCGACCUGCGGGGCACGGUCCUCAGGUUCAUCCAGAUGAUCGCCCAGGCCCGCCAGACGGCCAAGAGGAUCUCGGACCACUCCCAGGAGGCGGCCGCCAACACCUCCUUCCUGUCGUGGUUCGGGAUGGGCUCGGCGGACCCCAACCACGCCUACGGCGGCUCGGAGCUGGACGAGACCGGGGAGAACGUCAAGAAGACCCACGAGUUCCUGGACCGGGCGCUGGAGAACCUGUGCCAGAUCUUCAAGCUGAAUGCCGGGCAGCUGGGUCAGAUCAUCUCCACCCUGGGUCUGUCCCAGGACAGCGUCGGCUCCAACCAGCUGCCGGACUGCGUCCAGGGGGAGGGCGGGCUCAUCCUCUCCGACCUGGGGCGCAUGCAGAUCAUCAACGGGCUGCGGCGCUUUGAGAUCCAGUACCAGGGGGACCCCGAGCUGCAGCCCAUCAGGAGCUACGAGAACGCAGCGCUGGUCCGCCUGCUCUACCGGGCGUCCUCGCUCCUCAACCAGAGGACGCUUAAGAAGGUGAUUUCGAGUCCGACGGGGACCUCCGCCCCAUCGGACUGCUUCCAUUCAGGUGGUUACCAAGAUGGCGGCAGCGUUGAUCCGUACGUUCCACUGACCAGCACAGCUCAGUUCGGCGGCCACAUGGCGGCGCUGUGCUCCAGGCCGGGCUUCCUGGGCCGUCUGGGGCGCCACUACCUGGAGGGCCCGGCCUCCCCGCGGCUCGCCAAGAGCGUAGUGACGCGGCGGACGCUGGAGCGCGGCCGCCGGCCCGGCCUCAGCCUGCGGCCGCUGGCCAGCUACCGCACGCUGCUGCUCCUCAUGCUGCUCUACCUGCUGGGGGCGCUGGUGUCCCUGGGGCCGGUCUGCAGCACGCUGCUGCUCCUGGCCGGGGCCCUUCUCCACGGCCUCCUCCUCACGCUGCUGGGGGACAAACUCAAGUCGCACUAGGGCCUCCAGCGCAGACCCCCCCCCACCAAUAACACCCAGAAGGGGACCACCACACACCUGCCAAUAAACGCCCUGACACUGGCCUGCAGCGUUGGUUCCAUCCUCUGCUGCGGGCAGAAGAGCUUCAGUCUGGUUUGUUGCCGAUAAACGUUGGUGAUGGUUUCUGACGGGUGCUUCGCUCUGCAGAGGUCAAUCGCGCGUCCGAUAAGAACUCGUCCAAUCAACGCCGGAGUAUUUGCCUUCUGGACGGUGUUUCUACAGCUGUUCAGAUUUAACUUACUAGCUUUUUUGAUGGGUUCUAUUUUAAUGGUCUAACCUGUAAUUAUUUUUUUAUAUAUUUUCUUGGACCUCGUUGAACGGUCCAGAACUUGACCAAGGCAUGGAUGGUCUAUUUUUCAGUGGACGACUGAGGAAUGUUUUGGCACAAUGUCCUCAAUAAAUCAAUCUUUUUGCAGCA